This is a messenger RNA of Exaiptasia diaphana, 1175 nucleotides long. RefSeq names its product transmembrane protein 267. The coding region runs from base 189 to 905 and encodes 238 amino acids. Lineage: Eukaryota; Metazoa; Cnidaria; Anthozoa; Actiniaria; Aiptasiidae. The record is from RefSeq and is a predicted model, not a curated record. The transcript has 2 exons.
GGAAGAAAUGACUCAAAAAGUGUAAAAAGCUCUCACAUAAAAUCGUUCUCAAAUGUGCUAUGCUUUUAUCAAUACCCAUAUGUUUAUGGCCUCCAACUAUGUCCUAAAGCAAGUGAAUAGGUUUCGUGGCAUUCUUAUUGACUGUACAAAGUUAUUUCUAUAAACAUUUCGACAAACUUUUCUUUGGUAUGGUGAUUUGUCUGACAAGAUUCCUUCAACGUCUAAGCGCUUACAUAUGGCGUGCUCUUUUCUCCAUGUGGGAUGCAAUCGCUUAUUGUUGCAGAAAGACAAUGUUCAUAUUYCAAUACAUUUUUCUGGGAUUAUUAUGCAUUGGCAUAGAUUAUUUAGUAUUUAGACACUUUGUGAAGAAAAAUGAUUAUAUCAGAGCUUUAUUAGAUAAUUUCGGGCAUGGUCUUAUUGCUGCUGUAAGUUGGUUAGUCGUAUCAGGGAUUCGAAGGGAGAGUGUUAUUCAAGCAGUUUGCUGUGCUGCGAUGUCUAGUGGWCUUGAUAUUGAUCAUUUUGUAAUGGCAAAAUCGCUCAAAAUAAAGGAUGCCAACUCUCUCCACACAAGACCUCCGCUACACACAACAACAAUUGUCCCAAUCCUGACCCCUAUUUUACAAGUUUGGUGUGGACAAAAUAUUCAUUGCCUACAAGAGUUGCCYUACAUGUUUGUUGUUGCUGUACUGUCUCAUCAUUUACGUGAUGCACAAAGAAGAGGUUUGUGGUUUUGGCCAGUUGGUUCAACACCACCCCUUCCCUAUGGAAUUUAUAUCAUUUGUGUCAUAUUGCUUCCCAUGGUAGUAAAAGAUGCCAGAGCUGGCAUUAAGAGACUUUCAUCUGGCCAUAGUGAACAAUUGCCAGCAGCAAACAAUGGUAUCCUGACUGCACCAGAAGGUGUUUAGAUAAAUUUUCAAAAUAUACAAAGGAAGAAUGAGACUGGCUGUAUCGAAAGCAAAGACCCACGAAAACCCAAUAUUUUUAUGUUUUAUGCAUUAAUUCAUCCUAAAACACGCUAAGAACACAAUCACUGUUAUUUUGUGCAAUUUGGAGGGGGGUCUUAGUUUUCAAUUUUGGCAGAAUAAUUAACAAUUGUGAAAUAAUGGUAAAAAUCGAAGUCUUUUCUAUUUCAACUAUGAACACAAUGGCAACAAUAAAAAUGACAACAAUAAUAA